Molecule: messenger RNA, 2913 nt
Organism: Caenorhabditis elegans
Lineage: Eukaryota; Metazoa; Nematoda; Chromadorea; Rhabditida; Rhabditidae
Gene: kin-32
Product: Inactive tyrosine-protein kinase kin-32
Exons: 11
Coding region: 43-2646 (867 amino acids)
Biological process (GO): signal complex assembly
Cellular component (GO): cell junction; focal adhesion; cytoplasm
Molecular function (GO): ATP binding; protein tyrosine kinase activity; protein kinase activity
Source: RefSeq, marked reviewed
UUUGCAGUAUCAUUCCGGACCCCCGAAACAAUUAGUCAUGUAAUGGAAGGUCUAGCACGUGUAUUCCUGAUUGGUGGUGCUUCAAAAGCUGUUCGAUAUGAUGAGCAGACAACGAUUGAGCGUGUUAUCCAUGUCGUCGCGCGAGGAAUCGGAAUCUCACAAGUUGCCGUUGCACACUUUGCUCUUCGACUCGUCACGGGUCCAUCUCCACAAACAGCGGGUUCUGGAGAUUCACUUUGGCUUCAUCCAAUGCUUCGAAUUACACAAUUACCUCAUAUUUAUGCAAGACAUUUGCCAAUUGGAGUUUGCGAUGAAAUUAAACUAGAGAUGAGAAUGCGAUUUAUGCCACAAUCAGUAUACGAGCUUCAAGCGACCGACAGUUCUGCAUUUGUGUAUCUGCAUGAACAAGUCGUUGAUGAAUUCUUUUCUCACGUUGCCUGGAGAUCAUCUGUGGAAGUUGCACUGGAAGUUGCCGCACUGAAAGUUUGCAGGGAUUUUGCAGAACAUCAGCACAACAAAGGCGCUGACCAUCAUCUAGAAGAUCUUGAUAUCGAGGCUUGCAUUCAGUCACUCAUUCCAAACGUUUUGCAUAAUCCGGGUUUCAAACAUAGUCAUCUCAAAAAGACAUUCACUGCAUAUAUCAAAAAGUUCUCAGCGACUUCGCCAAAUGAAUCAAUCAUCCGAAGCUUGGCACUUUUACUUGAAGUCGUUAAAUUUGAUGUGGAGCUAUUCAAAGCAAGUCUUGGAGCAGGGUGGACAAAACCCGUGGAGCUGGUUGUUGGACCACACACAGGACUUUCAUACAGGCUUAAUGAACGAUGUGAUAGCUCCCGACUGUUGGAACUCCGGACGAUAGCAGAAAUCACAAUUAGAAAAAUGGAGAAUGGUUCCGAAAAAACACUGAUGCAGUUGAAUCUCUCUGGAGCUGCAAAACCAGUUCUUAUUACUCUGUCAACUGAAGAACUUUCUCAAUCAUUGGCACAUUUGCUAGAUGGAUAUCAAAUGUUGUAUAAUCAAAGGGAUAGUGUGUUCAAGUUAAAAGGAAUUGAAAGAUGUGAAACUUUAACAAUGCACGAAGCAACGAUUCGACCGAAAACUCCAAAUAAUAUUGAUAGUAAUAUACGUCUUCGAAGAGAAUUAAUAACACUGAAAGAACUCAUUGGAGGUGGACAAUUUGGAAAUGUAUACAAAGCAGUUUAUCAUGAUUUGGAGAAAGAUGAACGGAUAGCUGUGGCGGUAAAAGUUUGUAAAACUGACGCCGAACCUGCAGAUACUCAACUCAUCCUUCAAGAGUCAAGUUUAAUGAGAAACUUUCGACAUUCAAAUAUCAUUCAACUGAUUGGAGUUUGUGUCGAUCAACCCAUGUGGCUUGUCUUAGAGUUGGCGCCGAAAGGAGAACUUCGAGAGUAUUUACAACAAGAAAAAGAUUGGCUUCCACUUCGGAUAUUGACAUUAUUUUGUUCUCAAAUCUGUGAUUCCUUAGUCUACCUACAUUCAACUAGAUUUGUACAUCGAGACAUUGCAGCUAGAAAUAUUCUCGUAUGUUCUCCCCAAUGUGUAAAACUGGCAGAUUUUGGACUUUCCCGAGCGUUAGACUAUGAUGCAGUGUACACUGCUUCACGAGGCAAGCUACCAAUAAAAUGGCUGGCACCUGAAUCAGUCAACUAUCGACAGUUUAGCAUGGCUUCUGAUGUUUGGAUGUUUGGAGUAUGCAUGUGGGAGAUCUUCUCACUCGGAGUGAAACCGUGGGCAGGAGUUACAAAUAGUGACGUCAUAAUGCACAUUGAGCAGGGAUCUCGACCACCAUGUCCGGAAAAGUGUCCAACUGCGUUGUACAAUUUCAUUCGUUCCAAGAUGUGGGCAAUUGAACCUCAUAAGCGGCCAACUGUUGAUCAGAUUUACGCGAUAAUAGAAGAUGUUAGACAACAAAUUAUUCAAAAUAUUCCACCCGAGCAGAUCAUUGUAGGAAAACCUAUGACGGCAGCCGGUGUAAUUGUAGCCGAAAUGUCAAGCCUUCCGGGGUUAACACUGUAUCGAACAAUGGAAGACCAGAAGCGACAAGCAGAGGAAGAUGCGAAAUGGUUGGAACAAGAGGAUGAUGAAGAUGAAGAUGAUCAAGAUAUUGAUCAAAUACCAUCAACAUCUCAUUCAUCCGUGGAGAAUAUUCGAACUUCCAACGGCUACCUGCAUCACACGCCAACAUCAACAAGAUCACUAAGGUUUGAGGAUAAGACGUCUCGCGGACUGCGUCGUAGCGUUGAUGGAGUGUGUGACGCAGUCACCAAACUUCAAAACUCAUUCAACAAUCUGACACAUAACGACGACUUCCUGCAUUCUGUCAAAGAAGUGACAUCUCAACUUCGUGAGAUGUUGAUUGUCGCUUCUGGAAUGCGUGAUCGUGUCACGACGACCACACAGAGAACUGACGUUGACAUGACGAAAACUUUGAUUGCAAAUGAUAUGAAACAAAUGAGUCGGGUUAUGGGGAAGUUACAGGUUAAUGGACAUCAGGCGACAUACAAUACACUUCGCAGGGAUGUUGUUCGAAUCUGUGGCGAGCUUGCUGUAAACUGCACAACUCUUCAACUUCAACUGACACAACCACCACUGGAAAACGAGUUCUCAUCGCUUUUAUCUAAUUGUUAGAUAUUGAAAUUACAAUAUUUUUUAUCAUUCUCUAGAUGUUCCAUUCAUCGGGUUUUUCAACCAAUUUUCUCACUCAUCAAUGUUUUUCAAAAGAGAUGAUCUCUCUCCUUGAGAUCCUUGAGAUGAUCUCUCUCUCACUUUUUCCUUCUUCCGGAAUAAAAUAGUAUUCAGAAUUGAGAAGACGUCAAUGUUCACACAGACUUGGCAGUUCCCACAUAGAGAAAUGCCACUGCUAUUAGCACUAUUACGAUAAUAAACCAACCGUCU